Messenger RNA from Bipolaris zeicola 26-R-13, 1608 nucleotides. RefSeq lists its product as uncharacterized. The transcript has 4 exons. The record is from RefSeq and is a predicted model, not a curated record. Gene Ontology annotation, biological process: sterol metabolic process. Lineage: Eukaryota; Fungi; Ascomycota; Dothideomycetes; Pleosporales; Pleosporaceae. The coding region runs from base 1 to 1608 and encodes 535 amino acids. Gene Ontology annotation, molecular function: oxidoreductase activity, acting on paired donors, with incorporation or reduction of molecular oxygen; monooxygenase activity; iron ion binding.
AUGGCCGCCAACCUGAGCUUCGUCUCGCCCACGGCAGAUGCCAAAGCCGCCCAAAUCCUGCAGGAUUUCAACACCUCCGGCCUGCUUUCGUCUGUCCUGAAUGGCUUCACCGUCUGGAAGCUGGUCUUGACGCUAAUUGUGACCGCUGUCGCAUACGACCAGUUCAAGUACAUUUGGAACAAGGGCUCCAUUGUUGGCCCUUCAUGGAAGAUUCCCUUCAUCGGUCCCUUCCUUGAGUCGGUCAACCCAGACUUCAACAAGUAUCAUGAAAAAUGGUCGUCGGGCCCGCUGAGCUGCGUCUCGGUAUUCCACAAGUUCGUCGUCAUUGCCUCAACCCGCGACAUGGCCCGCAAGAUCUUCAAUUCGCCAACUUUUGUCAAGCCUUGCGUCGUUGAUGUCGCCUACAAGCUCUUGCGCCCCGAAAACUGGGUUUUCCUCGAUGGCCGCGCCCAUGUCGACUACCGCAAGGGCCUCAACAGCCUCUUCACUCGCCAGGCGCUUGAACAGUACCUUCCCGGCCAAGAGGACAUCUACAACAGAUACUUCAAGCAAUUCGUCCAUCUUUCCCAGGUCGAGAACAAGGGCAAGCACGUGCCCUGGAUGCAGGAAUUCCGCCUGAUGAUCACGGCCCUGAGCUGCCGCACCUUUGUUGGCCACUACUGCUCCGACGAGGCUGUCAAGAAGAUUGCCGACGACUACUAUCUGAUUACCGCCGCGCUUGAGCUUGUCAACUUCCCAAUCAUCAUUCCCUUUACCAAGACAUGGUACGGCAAGAAGUGCGCCGACAUGGUUCUCGAAGAGUUCUCCAAAUGCGCCGCAAAGAGCAAGGUCCGCAUGGCUGCUGGAGGCAAGAAAGAGUGCAUUCUUGACUUUUGGGUCGACAACAUGAUUCAGUCCGAAAAGUACCGCAAGAGGGUCGAGGCAGGUGAAAAGGUCGAUGACUCUGAGAAGCCCGCUACCGUAAUUCGCUGGUUCAGCGACAUUGAAAUCUCCAUGACCAUCUUCACGUUCCUCUUCGCCUCGCAGGACGCCACCUCCUCUGCCGCCACAUGGCUGUUCCAGAUCAUGGCCGACCGACCCGAGUACCUUGACAAGAUCCGUGAGGAGAACAUCAAGGCCAGGAACGGCAAUGUUCACGCCUCGCUUUCCCUUGACGCCAUUGAAAAGCUCCAAUGGACUCGCGCCGUUGUCAAGGAGACCCUUCGCUACCGUCCCCCAGUCAUCAUGGUCCCCUACCUUGCCAAGAAGGAUUUCCCCGUGACUCCAGAGUACACUGUGCCCAAAGGCUCCAUGGUCAUCCCUACCACCUACAUGGCCCUCCACGAUCCCGAAGCUUACCCUAAUCCCGAGUCAUUCCAGCCUGAACGAUGGAUCACUGGUGAUGCUGAUCAGCAAACCAAAAACUGGCUCGUUUUUGGCACAGGCCCUCACUACUGCCUGGGACAGACAUAUGCGCAAGCCAACCUCAUGUUGAUGAUUGGCAAAGCCAGCAUGUUGCUUGACUGGGACCACAAGGUCACUGACCAGAGCGAGGUCAUCAAGGUUUUUGCCACCAUUUUCCCCAUGGAUGACUGCCUUCUUACAUUCAAGGACCGAGUAACGGCAUAG